Messenger RNA from Zingiber officinale, 945 nucleotides. Its product is annotated as outer envelope pore protein 16-3, chloroplastic/mitochondrial-like. The record is from RefSeq and is a predicted model, not a curated record. Gene Ontology annotation, cellular component: TIM22 mitochondrial import inner membrane insertion complex. Gene Ontology annotation, molecular function: transmembrane protein transporter activity. The coding region runs from base 159 to 635 and encodes 158 amino acids. Gene Ontology annotation, biological process: protein insertion into mitochondrial inner membrane. The transcript has 3 exons. NCBI's taxonomy places the organism in Eukaryota, Viridiplantae, Streptophyta, Magnoliopsida, Zingiberales, Zingiberaceae.
GCCGUCAGAUUGAGAUGUUAUAGAUCGAGGGGCGUUUUGGUAAUUACACAUGGCUUAUAUUUGAUAUUUCUCGCUAUAGCACUCGGCAGAGCGAUUUCUAGGGUUCUCGAUCUCUCACCCUCGCGCAGCGCCGGUGAACUCCAAAUCCAAGGAGAAGGAUGGAUCUGACUAACAAGCUAUACCUGGAUGACGAAGAUUCCCCAAUCCUGAAGACAAUCAAGGGCGCGACAACGGGUUUAGCAGCAGGGAUCAUCUGGGGCACCGUUCUUGCUACUUGGCACGAUGUCCCUCGCGUUGAGAGGCACGUUGCUCUCCCCGGGCUGAUUAGAACAUUGAAGAUGUGUGGGAGUCAUGGGCUUACUUUUGCUGCAGUUGGAGGACUGUACAUUGGUGUGGAACAGUUGGUGCAGCAUCAGAGGAAAAAGAUGGAUUUCGUUAAUGGCGCUGUGGGUGCCUUUGUUGCCGGAGCAGCUGUUUAUGGUUUCAAAGGUCGGAGCAUUCAAAGUGGAGUCUCUGCAGGAUCGAUUCUUGGAUUCACUUCAGCCAUACUGGACCUUGGCGGCCGGACAAUGAGACAGGACACCGGAAAGGUGUAUGAUCCGGUGACUACCAUCAAAAGGCCUAAUGUUAGAUAGCUUCUUUUAAGGAUCUCGGCGACUUAUAACCACCUCAACUCAGUAAGAAUAUGCAUUUCAAAUGUGCACGAGACAUCAAAGUAGAUGAAAGUGCUAAAUAAGAUCAAAGUUUGUUAUGAUCUCAUAUGACUUCCAUUUGCACAUGUUUCUUUCUUCCGGCCGCCGUUGGCUCAGUCAUUUUGUAGUCCAUCUUUACCUUAUUGAGUGUCCAAAUUAUGGAUCGAAUAAAAACAUUUUGAAAAACUUUGUGAAUCUACAUGUUAUGUAGUUCACCGUAUGAAAGAUCAACCCUUUGCUUGGCUUUGCCAUA